AUGGGGUCUUUGGAAGCCGCAUCUAGGCACAGAGACCCUUUACCCGCGAUAGGUUUUCUAGGGAAAGACGGAUCGGGAUACACUUCCAGACACCCUUCGAGUGCCACCGCUUCUCCAACUCCUCUGAUGAGUCCGAACGUCAUGUACUCCGGACAACCCCUACCUUACUCCUACGCGUCGAAUGCACCACCGGGGUACAUCUCGUCGCCGGAGGCACGUCGCACCGUGGAAGAUGAGAAGGAAAAACACACCCCAAGACAGUCGCUGCCAUCAAUUCAUGAGGCCCUCGGCAACGACAAUCCUCUCCCAUACCCUGCAUCUACCUCCGCUCCACCACCACAAUCCACACACCCUGCGCCGCCUUCACAUCUCAUCGGAAGACCGAGUGCAGAAGGUCCAGCUGGACCACCAAAUCCCUUUUCGAAUGGACCACCGACCGGACCCUUGAUGCGGGAACCCGGUUUCUCGCAUCAAGGUCAGUUGCAAGAUGCAUCGCGUUCCAGUAUCACCUCCAUCAAUACACAAGAUUCGCGCAACCCUUCACUACACUCCAUCAGCACGGGGAAGUCUCCUACACAGAGCACCAAAACAGGCAUCACUUCGGUUGGAUCGCAAAAUUCAUCCGGCUAUGAGUACAGUGCUCCAACUUCCGCCGGUAGCUCCAGUGGUCACUCCUACCCUCCUGCUCCCUACGACAACCGUGCCUACAUGGGCGCACCCCGUGUAGAAGAAGUCAAGGGUGGAUUUGUGGGUCGACCAGGUCCUCCCCAUAGCGACUCCGGAAAACGGCAUCUGGACGUUUAUGAUGUGGAGACAUCUUUGAAUGAGAUCGCCGAAUUAAGUACGCGAACCCUAGACUUUUCGCGACACUACGCAGCUCGCGCACAUCAAACGCAGCGGUCUGGUCCGCUCUUAGGGUCCCUCCCCUCGCUAAAUGAGGUGGAGGAUAUGCUUCAUAUGCAACGGCGGAACCAAGAUGCCCUGAUCAGGAUACGCACAGCCGUGGUCAACCAGGAACAGGCUAUCGCCGAACAGAUGGCGCAACGCAAGGCUUUCAAGACUGAAGAUGAUCACAUGGCGAUGUACCAAGAAGAGUUCAAAGGCACUGGCGGAUUUGCAGGCGCAGACCCAAAGAAACGGCGUGGAAAAGCGGCCCCUCCUGGUCGUUGCCACAGCUGUAACCGAGCCGAAACACCAGAAUGGCGUCGGGGACCAGAUGGUGCCCGAACGUUGUGUAACGCCUGCGGUCUACAUUACGCCAAGCUAACUCGCAAGAUGGGUGCUCACAAGGCGGCGAGUCUGGGUUCAAACCUGAAGCCCAAGUCGGUUCUUGACUCCGCCUCACCACCCAGUCAUUAA
Messenger RNA from Penicillium crustosum, 1359 nucleotides. RefSeq names its product GATA-type sexual development transcription factor NsdD (gene nsdD). Gene Ontology annotation, biological process: regulation of DNA-templated transcription. The transcript is spliced from 5 exons. The record is from RefSeq and is a predicted model, not a curated record. Gene Ontology annotation, molecular function: zinc ion binding; sequence-specific DNA binding. Lineage: Eukaryota; Fungi; Ascomycota; Eurotiomycetes; Eurotiales; Aspergillaceae. Bases 1 to 1359 code for a protein of 452 amino acids.